Messenger RNA from Scophthalmus maximus (turbot), 1505 nucleotides. RefSeq names its product deoxyribonuclease 1 like 4, tandem duplicate 1 (gene dnase1l4.1). Gene Ontology annotation, cellular component: nucleus. Gene Ontology annotation, molecular function: DNA nuclease activity. Lineage: Eukaryota; Metazoa; Chordata; Actinopteri; Pleuronectiformes; Scophthalmidae. The record is from RefSeq and is a predicted model, not a curated record. The transcript has 10 exons. Bases 156 to 1133 code for a protein of 325 amino acids. Gene Ontology annotation, biological process: DNA catabolic process.
CCGUAGUCGCCCUCCAUUGAGUGCAGGAGGUUUUCCCUCCCCCCCUUUUUUUUUCUCCACUGUAUUUAAACGUCCCUGGUAACAAACAGAUCUAAACAGAGUUCCCAACAGCAGCAGCAGCAGCAACAGCAGGUUCUCCGUCUCCUACAGCCACCAUGAAAGUUGCAUCUUUUAACAUUCAGAAGUUUGGAAAAAACAAAGUGUCCGACCCAGAUGUUCUCAAUAUCCUGGUUAUGAUCGUUUCUCGAUAUGACAUCAUUUUGAUCCUGGAAGUGGUGGACAGCAGCGGAGAGUCCGUAAAGACCUUCCUGGAUGCACUCAACAAAUACAACAGGAAGCAUCACUACACGCUGAAGAUCAGCUCUCGUCUUGGCCGAACGCGCUACAAGGAGCAGUUCAUGUUCCUGUACAGGGAUCAGGUGGUUGACUUGGUGGGCUCAUAUCAGUUUGAUGACCAGUUGACUGAGGGAGGAGACGUUUUCGCCAGGGAUCCCUACAUCCUGAGAUUCAGAUGCCUUAAUACAGUGCUGAAGGACCUAGUGAUGAUCCCAGUUCACACCAAACCAGACGACUCGAAGACGGAGCUGGACGAGCUCUACGAUGUCUUCCAGCACGUCAAGCAGCAGUGGAACACUGACAACGUGAUGAUCCUGGGCGACUUCAACGCCGACGGCUCGUACGUGUCCAAGAGUGCGAUGAAGGACAUCCGCAUCCGUAGCGACAAGAACUUCCACUGGCUGAUCGGAGACGACGUGGACACCACGGCCAGCACCAGGAACGACCACACAUACGACAGGAUCGUGGUCUACGGAGACGACAUGCUCCAGGCCAUCGUGCCCAACUCGGCCAAACCCUUCAACUUCCACAAGGCGUAUGGACUCAGUGGCGAGCAGGCUCUCAAAGUAAGUGACCAUUACCCUGUGGAGGUGGAGCUGAAGUCCAUCACUAAGACAACAGAUGAAGAGAACGGUCUGAAAGUGCAGUGGCCGGUUCGGUCAGUACGUGAGGCGCUGGAUGACGACCUGCUGGAGCUGAAGAGAGGAAACCUGCUGCUGGAGAGGGAGAAGCUGGGGCUGGAGAUCCAGAUCCUCCGACAGAAGAUGGCCAAGAUGAACUGCGGAGAUGCCGAUUAACCUCAGGAAGACAGAUCCAGUGAAAAACAACUCAACAAAAUAAUGGACUUACCUCUUACUCACUCAGACACACAACCUACAGAACCACUCUGUUUUUAACUUGUCUUUCUCGUUUCUUUCAUUCCACACACAAGGUGAAUUCGUAAUACAUCUGUGGUAUACAAUAUGUAGAUGUGUAAUAUAUAACAUGUUAUUGUAAUAACAUACACAAUCACAAAACUAUCAAGAUCAAGAAAAUGACAUCUGCUUGUGUAUGUCGUUCUGGAUAUAGAUAAAGAAAUCAUGGAUUGUUCUGUAACUCACAUUUGUUUUUUGGUUCGUUCAAUAUUUAAAUUGGUCACUUUUUGAAUAAAACCCCCCCCAAAAACAAGA